GAAAUGGGCCAAUAGGUGAAAAAGGACCAAGUGGUCUCAAAACCAUGUUACCGUAUCCAAAAGAAAAACAUGCAUGAGUUCAUUUUUUAGAGAUCUGUAUUCAGCAGAGAGAGACCGUGUUUGAGGAGAGAAAAGAUGACAGUUGAAAAUAUUAAUUCACCAUACAGCUAAGGACAACAGAGUCUAGUCUCUCAUUUACUUCUUUCAAAUGUGGCAGUUGAGAAACUUGAUAGUGAAUCCAAUGGACUUACAAUAUAUAAUAACCUCACUCAUUCACUAGCACUACUACAUAUUCAUUCAGUUCAGUAACUGAAUACUAUACUAGUAAUUUACAACAAUGAGAGGUUUUUGCAAUGACUUUGUUGUGGUUGCAUUUGUUCUGUUCAAUGUUCUACUUGUAAGUGGUGGCUUAUUUCAAGUGGUGGAUGGUAGACAUGUUAAGAAUAAGGAUAAGGAUGACAAACAUUUGAUUCAUCCACCUCAUUUGUUAGGUCCACACGGAUUCAAACAUAGAAGGUUUGGUGGAGGUUUAGGAAUAGGAGGUGGUGCUGGUGGUGGUUUUGGUGGAGGUGGUGGUAUUGGUGGUGGAAUUGGUGGGGGUGCAGGUGGAGGACUUGGUGCUGGUGGGGGAAUUGGACAUGGUCUUGGUGGUGGGAUUGGUGGAGGAGCAGGAGGUGGUGGUGGACUUGGUGCUGGUGGUGGCAUUGGUGGAGGAGCGGGUGGUGGUCUAGGAGGUGGAGGUGGACUCGGUCACGGUCUUGGUGGUGGCAUUGGUGGAGGAGCAGGUGGAGGUGGUGGUCUAGGAGGAGGAGGUGGACUAGGUGGAGGUGGUGGUGGAGGAGGAUUGGGUCAUGGUAUUGGAGGUGGCAUUGGUGGAGGUGUAGGAGGAGGUGGCGGCAUUGGUGGUGGAGGUGGAUUGGGUCAUGGUAUUGGUGGUGGCAUUGGUGGAGGGGCAGGAGGUGGAAGCGGCAUUGGUGGCGGAGCAGGAGGAGGUGGUGGCAUUGGUGGUGGAGCAGGAGGAGGUGGUGGCAUUGGUGGUGGAGGUGGAUUAGGCCAUGGUAUUGGUGGUGGCAUUGGAGGAGGGGCAGGAGGUGGCAGCGGCAUUGGUGGUGGAGCAGGAGGAGGUGGCGGCAUUGGUGGUGGAGGUGGAUUAGGCCAUGGUAUUGGUGGUGGCAUUGGUGGAGGGGCAGGAGGUGGUGGUGGAAUUGGUGGAGGGGCAGGAGGUGGAGGUGGUAUAGGAGGUGGUGCAGGAGCAGGUGGUGGGGUUGGAGGUGGAGCUGGUGGAGGUGGUGGUAUAGGUGGAGGAGGCGGUUUUGGUGGGGGCGGUGGUGUAGGUGGAGGUGCUGGAGGAGGGGUUGGAGCUGGUGGUGGAUUUGGAAAAGGAGGAGGCAUUGGGGGAGGGGGUGGUUUUGGUGGAGGAGGCGGUUUUGGAGUUGGUGCUGGCAUUGGAGUUGGCGGUGGUGCUGGAUUUGGUGGGGGAGCUGGUGGCGGGGGCGGCUUGUAGGCGGUAUGAACUAGUGUUGAAUGUUGAUACUGAGUAGUGAAUUAUAUAUUGUUUUACUUAAUUCCUGUCAAAACUGUGAUCCAUAUGCCUAGUAAUUUUUAGUACUCAAGCUACAAUCCACUCUGGUGUGUAAUUCAAAUACUACUAGUAUUAAUUAUGCUUUAUAGGUCAUAUAAUAUGUGAAACCAAGCAUUAUUAUAAACCUGUAAUAUGAUCUCUGUCAUCACAAUGUUAUUAUGAAUAUUCAGAUGGUUUUGGUGUGUGUA
Messenger RNA from Trifolium pratense (red clover), 1770 nucleotides. RefSeq names its product glycine-rich cell wall structural protein-like. The transcript has a single exon. The record is from RefSeq and is a predicted model, not a curated record. NCBI's taxonomy places the organism in Eukaryota, Viridiplantae, Streptophyta, Magnoliopsida, Fabales, Fabaceae. Bases 338 to 1504 code for a protein of 388 amino acids.